This is a messenger RNA of Colossoma macropomum (tambaqui), 3629 nucleotides long. It is a transcript of the gene dnajc10, whose product is annotated as DnaJ (Hsp40) homolog, subfamily C, member 10. The transcript is spliced from 23 exons. Lineage: Eukaryota; Metazoa; Chordata; Actinopteri; Characiformes; Serrasalmidae. The record is from RefSeq and is a predicted model, not a curated record. The coding region runs from base 171 to 2567 and encodes 798 amino acids.
CCUUGGGGUGCAGAGUUUGUCGGGGGGUGCAGCGCGGUGUAGCAGAGUACCGGCAUCCGGGCCACAGCGACCCGUAAACUCAGAAUCGGAGCUCAGCGUUUGUGUUUCGGAGGAUUCUUUAUUUGGCACAUGGUUUGAAUCUUCAGACAUCUUCAAGAUUACCUGCAGCAAUGAGGCAUCAGAAAUCAAGCACAGCGAUGAUCCUGAACUGUCUGAAGCCUUCGAGGAAAACGCUGCUGUUCCUGCUCUUCAUAAUGUGGCUUGUGGUUUCCAGUCACUCAGAUGAAGAUUAUUACAAGUUACUGGGAGUUUCGCGAGAAGUGAGCACCCGGGAGAUCCGGCAGGCCUUUAAGAAGCUUGCUCUGACCAUGCAUCCAGACAAGAACCCAAAUGACAAGACGGCCCACGAGAAGUUCUUGAAGAUCAACCGUGCAUAUGAAGUGCUGAAGGAUGAAGACCUGAGGAAGAAAUAUGACAAAUACGGAGAGAAAGGGCUUCAGGACGAACAGCAGGGAGGCAGAUACGAAAGCUGGAGCUACUACAGAUAUGAUUUCGGCAUUUAUGAUGAUGAUCCUGAAAUUAUUACUCUGGACAGAGGAGACUUUGACGCAGCGGUGAACUCUGGAGAAGUUUGGUUUGUGAAUUUCUACUUUCCCCGAUGCUCACACUGUCAUGACCUCGCUCCAACGUGGCGAGAGUUUGCGAAAGAGAUGGACGGUGUGAUACGGAUCGGUGCUGUGAACUGCGGAGACAAUGGCAGACUCUGUCGCAGUAAAGGCAUCAGCAGCUACCCCAGCCUGUUCAUCUUCAGAGCCAACAUGAAUCCAGAGAAAUACUAUGGAGACAGGUCCAAGGCCAGCCUUACCAAGUUCGCAAUGCAGUUUGUAACCAGCAAAGUGACCGAGUUGUGGCAAGGAAACGUUUUCACCGAGAUUGAUCAAGCGUUUGCCUCCAGAAUCGGAUGGCUCAUAACGUUCUGCGCUGACACUGGAGACUGUCUGGAGUCACAGACGAGACAGAAGCUGGCUGGGAUGUUGGACGGUGUGGUGAAGGUGGGCUGGAUGGACUGCACCAUGCACCCUCAACUGUGUGAGAGUUUUGACGUGACGAGUAGCAGCACCGCCCUGUUUCCUCCUGGCAGCUCCCUCGCUCAGGAGGGCAGUGUGCUGUUUCUGAAGACUCUGGAUGCCCGAGAGAUUUACACGCAGGUGAUGCAGCACAUGCCUGACCUGGAGACCCUCACAAAGUACAGUUUUGAGGACAAGUUGGCUCGUCACCGCUGGCUGAUCAGUUUCACCUUUGGGGAGAACAGUGUGGCCACUCAUGAGUACAAAAAGCUCAGCGCUCUCCUCAAAGACGCCCACAUACAGGUGGGGAAGGUGGAUUGUGCGUCAGAAGCAGAACUGUGUGCUUCUCUCUACAUCCAGAAACCCUGCAUGGCCGUCUUCAAAGGGCUCGGCAUUCAUGACUUCGAGAUCCAUCACGGUAAAGACGCCCUGUAUAACAUCGUGGCGUUUGCGAAGGAGAGCGUGAGCGCCCAUGUUACAACGCUGCGGCCGGAGAAUUUCCCCCGGGACGAGAAGGAGCCCUGGCUGGUGGACUUCUUCGCACCUUGGUGCCCCCCCUGUCGUGCUCUGCUGCCUGAACUCAGAAAGGCCUCCAUCCAGCUGCAUGGACAGAUGAAGUUUGGCACUCUAGACUGCACCAUACACGAGGGUCUCUGCAGCAUGUACAACAUUAACGCCUAUCCGACAACAGUCAUCUUCAACAAGUCAAGCAUCCACGAGUAUGAAGGGCACCAUUCUGCUGACGGCAUUCUGGAGUUUAUCGAGGACCUGGUGAAUCCGGCUGUGGUGACGCUGACACCAGACACCUUUCAGCAGCUGGUGAAGAGGAGGAAGCAUACGGAGACAUGGAUGGUGGAUUUCUACGCUCCGUGGUGCGGACCCUGUCAGGCUCUGCUGCCAGAGUGGAGGAGAAUGGCUCGGAUGCUGAGUGGGAUGAUAAAUGUGGGAACGGUGGACUGUCAGAAAUAUCACUCUUUCUGUCAGGGUGAGAACGUGCGCGCGUAUCCUGAGAUCCGCCUCUUCCCCCAGAACAGCAACCGCAGAGACCAGUACCAUAGCUAUAAUGGCUGGCACAGAGAUGCUCACUCCCUCAAGACCUGGGCCCUCAGUUCUCUGCCCCGUGCCUCAGUGGAUUUGACGCCGGAAGACUUUAAGAGGAAGGUUCUGGAAGGGAGGGAGCACUGGGUGCUGGAUUUUUACGCCCCGUGGUGCGGGCCAUGCCAACACUUUGCCCCAGAGUUCGAAGUCCUCGCCAGGAUCCUGAAGGGAACGGUCAGGGCAGGAAAGGUGGACUGUCAGGCUCACUAUCAGACCUGUCAGAGUGCAGGCAUCACUGCUUACCCCACUGUCUGCUUCUAUCCAUACCUGGGCACUCCACGGCGACAGCAGGGUGGAGAGUACAUCAACAGCCGGGACUCCAGCGUCAUCGCUGACGUCAUCCGUCAGAGACUGCAGCAGCUCGCUCUCCAGAACAAAUCCCAGCCCAAGGAUGAACUAUAAGACUUUAUUCAGCUUUCUACCCAAAUCUCCACUGAAUCCUUUGGCCUGUGGUAAUGAUGUGAUGGGCUGGAGAAACUCGCGCACACAGAGGAUGCUAAAGACUCAAUAAGAGAGAUCGAUCUGGAUUGAGGUUUGCCGCCCCUGAGGGAUCGUUUGGAGGUAUUUUAACCUCAGCUUUGUGUCAAAAUGUGUGUGAGAAGGAGGUCAGGAUGGACAGACUCCAGGACUUCUCCAAGCACCUCCAACAUAAGCGUUACUGAGUCCGUUUCUGAUUUUCCCGAUGAAGAAUGUACUGACUGUACAAGUUUUCUGUGUACAAUGUGUUUCUCAUUCACGCUGUGUCCUUUACUGUGAUGGCAGUAAUGCUGAAUACUGUUUUCACAAGUUGUCUACUUUUUUUUUGGGUCAGCCUUUUACACUCCUGUUCUACUGUCAAAUGAAAUGGUUUUAUUUAUCUAGUGGAGAUGCUGUUUGGAAAGACGCCUCUGUAUUUUGACAGAUGUCAAUUUCCUGUGUUUCUAGGAAGCACUGAAUUUAAAUACAAUACAGUUUCUAUGGUAUUACAUAUUGUAAUAUUGCCUUAGCUUGAUAAUGAACUGACUGCAAGGGUAUAAUGAACUUUUCACAACUUCAGUUUGUUUUUUUGUUGUUGUUUUAAUCAGAGGAUUACCGGACUGCACUGUGUACUCUUAUAAAUAAAGGUUCUUGAUUGGACAUACAGGUCUAGGAAGAACCUUUAAUUGGUGCAGGACCUUUACAUAAUGUGGAGGUUCUUCACAUGCGCUCAUAACGUUUACAAAAAUGGUUCUUAGAAGGAUCAUCCUUUGAACGUUCUCUAGGAAACCGAAAGUUGUUCUUUUAUGGCGUCGCUCAAAGGAAGCUCGUUUGGCACCUUUAUUUUUAAGAGUACUGUACUGUACUGUUGGGGUUUGCAGGUAUUUCAGUUCUGUAGAUCAGUUUUCUCCUUUAUUGUUUUACAGACACUCGUCCGUCAUGCCAUUAUGUAGUGCUGUUUUGCACAGAUUCAUGCUGUAAAAUUAAAACUUUUUUCGAUGACCUUUC